AUCCUUGCCUGGCAUGGGAUGUUGGGCAGUAUGGGAAUAUAACUCAGGUCCGCCUCCCUGGCAACAUGUAAGUGAUAUAAUAAUUACCUGAGUGACAACAUUUCAUUGACAUAAUGUUUACCUGGGCCAUAACAUAUACGUAACCGAAGAUUUACCUGUGUGACAACAUUUAAGUGACAGAAUAUUUACCUCAGUGACAAUAUAUUAAUGGCAUAAUAUUAACAGUAACAAUAUGUUAAUGACAGGUUAUUUAACUACGUAACUGUUGUUCGUCCCUCAACAUCGACUAGGACCAUUUAGUCAUCCCGGUUUGGGGGGGGGGGUUACGACGAGUUCUUAGGUGGCUUGCUAGUCCGAUCCGUGAUAGGAAUAAUCUCUGGCACCGCGGGCAGAAGAUAGUUGCUUCAGUCGGUGAUCUAAUGUGCUUCUACCGGGCCAGCAUGCGUGUCUAGGCUGGGGCAUGAUGUAUGUGACAGCAUAUUUUAAUGACUGAAAACUUGUAAAUGAAAUGCUCUUUACCUUUUCGAUACAUCAGAAUCACUGAGCUUUUCCAUGGGAUAAAAUUACUUAGCUUAAUCUAAGGCACAUUUUACGUCACUAUAGCACUACCCAGGGGCGUCAGUCGAUUGUGUGCAUGUCACCAGGUGUGGUUCAAACCCACAUAGUGACGCCGCUGGAUCUAAUACAUUUCAUUAUGUCACUACAAAGUUUUGUAAACGUCAAAAUGUACGAAAUUUGUUAUCAAUUAGCAAGACCCAUCCACCGCGUCAUUGUCACAAAUAAUUAUUCUCUAGGUAUAUGAGUGUGACUGUAAUUCCGCGUUCAACAGGCAAGCAAAAAGGUUCAGUGUGUUGUUAGCAUGCUAGUAAGAUCUAUGCAUUUGAGAUCUGAGACUAUAUUAUUAAAACAUUCAUUCAUCAUUCAGUCGACAUGAUCUGUCCUUUAUGUGCAUUAAUCCCACCACUAUAUAUAUAUAUAUAUAUAUAUAUAUAUAUAUGUAUAUAUAUAUCAUUCCACAUCACAGGGUAUGGCUUCCGUUAAUGUACGUGGUGUCCUCUACUGAUGAUAGUCCCCAGCGACUUGCUGACCCUGAUUACGUCAUCUUAGAAAAUACUGGGGCCAUCAACUACAGACUGACGUCAUUCACCACAACAUUUUGCAGCUUUGACCUGACCUAUUACCCCCUUGACAGCCAGACGUGCGAGAUACCUAUCAUCGUCUACGGAUGUGACGUCAACGUGUCCACCAACGCCACCAGAAUGGAAAGGUCCCCGCUCUCCAAGGAGCCCCUGGACAGAGUGCAAGGGGAAUGGACGCUGACCAAUGUAACACUGAGCGGUAACUUCUCGGCUGCGGACGUUUCGUAUUUUAAAGUCAUCGUCCGAAUCAAGAGGUCCGAGCUGUACUACAUUCUCUGCGUGCUGUUGCCGAUGGUCAUGACCUCGUUGCUGACUCUGAUGGUGUUUUGGAUUCCACCUGGCUCCGGGGAGAAGAUCUCGUACUUGGUGACCAUCUACAUGUCGUCCACACUGUACUUGAGUAUCGUUGGGUAAGUCUUGCGUCCGCUAGUGAUCGGGGGCAUGUAUUAUACUAUUUAAAAAAAAAAACUCACUUAUUUAGAGGAGAGAUUAUUAUGAUUUAAAGAAUUUGGUUUAUUUUUGUAGGAUGCGUUCUUGAGACCUUUGCUGUCACCGACGCUGUCUACCUUUAUUAUUUUAAUAAAGGUUUAUUGACUAGCUUCUCUUUAGAAAAAAAAGGUGUGAAAAGGGGAAGGGGUUAGGGGUCAAAAUCCCAUUUAUAAGGAGGCAAAUACAUACCAUAGUGUCUGUGACUCAAGGAAGUCGCCACUGAGACUUAAUGAUGUUCUGAAGGAUGUUGUAGAACUUCUUUGGUUGACCAAAGGAGGCAGCUGCUGGUUUAGUCCUUUUGUCCACGAUGUUAAGUACGAGUCAAGUCACCUAUCAGACAAGUCACCUAUCAGACAAGUCACCUAUCAGACCAGUCACCUAUCAGACCAGUCACCUAUCAGAUCAGUCACCUAUCAGACCAGUCACCUAUCAGACAAGUCACCUAUCAGACCAGUCACCUAUCAGACCAGUCACCUAUCAUACCAGUCACCUAUCAGAUCAGUCACCUAUCAGACCAGUCACCUAUCAGACCAGUCACCUAUCAGACCAGUCACCUAUCAGAUCAGUCACCUAUCAGAUCAGUCACCUAUCAGACCAGUCACCUAUCAGAUCAGUCACCUAUCAGAUCAGUCACCUAUCAGACCAGUCACCUAUCAGACCAUUCAACUAUCAGACCAGUCACCUAUCAGACCAGUCACCUAUCAGAUCAGUCACCUAUCAGAUUAGUCACCUAUCAGACCAGUCACCUAUCAGACCAGUCACCUAUCAGAUCAGUCACCUAUCAGAUCAGUCACCUAUCAGACCAUUCACCUAUCAGACCAGUCAACUAUCAGACCAGUCAACUAUCAGACCAGUCACCUAUCAGACCAGUCAACUAUCAGAUCAGUCACCUAUCAGACCAGUGACUAUCCAAGUAGGAAAUAUGGAAGCACCCUUGACAUUUCAAUGUUUUUUUCAGAAGGAUUAAGUCAGAGUAGACAUUUUGAUAUUAGAUUUACCUUGUACAUUUACACUUUUGUUGUUUAGUUUUUGCAAGUUAAUUUUUGGACAUAAUAUUAAAAAUGUCCAGUAAAAUGGGAUAUUUCACAAUGAAAAGUUGCAAAACCCAUAAAGCUUAGUGCAAAAAAUCCACAUACCAUAUGCUUAAUUCAUCUCAUAAACGAAUUCUACUAUUCAUCCGUAGGGACACUUUCCCGAGGAACAUGAACCAAGGAGAACACCUGCACCGCAUGACAUUAUUUCUGAUCUUCAUUAUCAUGGAAGGUGUUGUCGCUAUCAUUGCCACAGUAUUGGUCAUGCGCAGAUACCACGAGGAAGUUGCCACAGACGCGGCGCAUCAGAUGUGCCAAGCGAACCCACGGCACCGUGUAGAAAAAUCUGGAGACAUCCCGGAGUCAGGCAGUACAGACAACGAAAAGCAAUUAGCUAAAAAUAUAACUGAUGCUGGAGAACAAAAUGGCAUUUUAUCAGGGGUUUCUGAAAGUAUUGUGUAUCGAGCCCCCAUUUCGUCACGCUCGGUGACUUUCAAACAAAUCUAUGGGAUGAAAUUGUCAGCCGCUUUGCUAGACAGAAUAUUUUUCUUCAUAUUCCUUGCAGUUUGUGCACCCUUUUAUGCCCUUGUCUUUAUCAUCUAGCUAGAACACUGCUUCCCUGUGGUUUUCUCGUAGCUGCUGCUCACUCACACUUCCUAAAAAAAAACCUGAAAUCUGCCCUUGCACCAAGUGCCGGAUGAAAACCUGCUGAGGCCCCUUUAAAGCAGUCGAAACGUUUCCUCUCCAGAGUGGCGUAACUAUCAGUGUGAAGGGAACACAGCCCCGGGUGGCACUUUGGGGUCUACAUAAAGUCCUAACAUUAUUUAACAAUAUAUAAACUAUGUACUCUAUGCACUAUGUGUUAAAGAGACCACUUCUGCUGAUUUGCUUCGAGCACCAUUCUCUUACGACACUGCACUCUUUACCCCACGUCUAACGCCAGUUAAGUUUUCUUUUAUCAAUUAUUUUAAGCAGCGUGUGAAAAUCUUUCGCUUGAACUAAAAUACACUAGAAAUCGCCCGCAAAGCCCCUUAUCUUCUAUAAAUGGUGAGGCAUUUUCAGUUAUGUCAGUAGAAAGUUCUAAGUCAAGGUGUGGCAUCAUUUCAAAAUAAAUAAAUGUAUUGUCAGGUUGAUCGAAUGCGUAUUAGUGUGCUGAUAAUACCAAGCCGUCAAGUCAUUUUCAGGUGUUCCGGUUGACAUGUCGAAGAAUAAUGAACCUCUAUUUUAAAGACUUAACAACAUUUGACGCCAGUUUAGUUAAUAAUAGUAUGCUUUAUAAAUUGUUGGGGAACGUUUAGAAUAAAGUUUAUUUUUUUUUAAAUAG
This is a messenger RNA of Lymnaea stagnalis (great pond snail), 3983 nucleotides long. The record is from the annotation of a GenBank genome assembly. Lineage: Eukaryota; Metazoa; Mollusca; Gastropoda; Lymnaeidae.